AAUAUUUGUUUGCUUCUGAUGAAACCUUGCUCCAGUUAGGUCAGUGGCAGUAAGAUUUCAUCCUUUUGCUUUUGUGAUUUUUAGAAAAAAUUGUUUACCACUCAUAAGUACAAAUGCAGCCUGAGAUUUUUGUGGGAAUGUGUUGUGAGGCACAUUGUCUUUCAGCACUGUUAUUCAUGGGAAGAUUGAAAAGUUUUGUGUGUGUAUGUGUGUAUUGCACUUGUACAUGCUUCAGUGGUCAUUAUUUCAAGAAGAGUUUAAAAAAAAAAGGUAUCAUCUCAAUCUCAGAAGCCCUGGCAGUUCAUGCUGGAGUGAUUGAGAAAGUUCUCAUCCCUAAAUGAUGUUUGUUCUUGUGAAACAGAAGCCCUAAAACAGAAGUGCUGGAACAGGUGAUGUGUCUAGUCCUCAAGCAUUACUCUUCCCAGCCAGCUGCAUUGGGACCAAUUGGCUUGACUCUCAUAAUGCACCAAACUGAGAACAGUAGCUGGAAAGAGCUUUGUGUUCUCUUUUGGAUUUAGCCGUGCCAGUUGAGUGAUGCAGCCAACACGAACGGUUGUCAUGUGUAAAACAGCUUUCGAUCACCGUGAAAACACCGCCUCAGGAAAGCGUCCAUGCUUGAUAUCGUUUGGUUCAUGAACAUUAAGUUUCCAGUACAGGUAAAAUCCCAGAUGAAGCCAAAGCCCUUUCUCUAUUGGCACCUGCUCCUGCUAUGACAAGUCUGAUGUCCGGUGCAGGGUUGCUUCCUAUACCUACACCAACCCCUUUGACUACACUUGGUGUAUCACUUGGCACUUUGGGGGCUAUACCAGCAGCAGCACUGGACCCUAACAUUACAACACUGGGAGAAAUACCACAGCCACCAAUUAUGGGGAAUGUGGACCCAUCCAAGAUUGAUGAAAUUAGAAGAACAGUCUACGUUGGAAACUUGAAUUCACAGACUACAACAGCAGAUCAGCUGCUUGAAUUUUUUAAGCAAGUUGGAGAAGUCAAAUUUGUGCGAAUGGCAGGUGAUGAGACACAACCAACACGAUUUGCUUUUGUGGAAUUUGCAGACCAAAAUUCUGUACCUCGAGCUCUUGCUUUUAAUGGAGUUAUGUUUGGAGACAGGCCACUGAAAAUAAAUCACUCCAAUAAUGCAAUAGUGAAGCCUCCUGAAAUGACACCACAAGCUGCUGCCAAGGAACUGGAAGAAGUGAUGAAGAGAGUAAGGGAAGCCCAAUCUUUUAUAUCUGCUGCUAUUGAGCCCGAGUCUGGAAAGAGCAGUGAAAGAAAAGGUGGUCGAUCUCGUUCCCAUUCUCGUUCAGAAUCCAGGUCUAGCUCAAAAUCCCAAUCUAGAAGGAAAAGAUCUCACUCAAAACACAGAAGUAGAUCUGGCAAUAGAUCACUCUCAAGACAUAAGGACAGACGCAGAUCCAGAAGUCCCCUGAAAAAGCGGUCUAGAUCUAGGGAAAGAUGGAGAUCAAGAAGUCGCUCUCAUUCUCGGGACAAGAAAAGAGACAAAGAAAAGGUCAAGGAAAAAGAAAAAACCAAAGAAAAGGAGAGAGACCAAGACAAAGAGAAGGAGAGAAACCGGGACAGAGACAAAGAAAAAGAAAGAGAGCGAGAUAAAGAUAAAAACAGGGAUAAGGACAAGGAGAAGGACCAGGAGAGAGAGAAAGAGCAGCAUAAAGAUCGAGAGAGAGUUAGAGACAAGGAUAGGGAUAGACACAGGGACAAAGACACGGAAAAGAACAAGGAGGAGAAGGAAGACAGAGAAGAGGUAGACCAGAAGAAGGAAAAAGAUGAUGUUAUGAAAGAGAGGGAGAAGGAUAGUGAGAAGAUUAAGGACAAGGAGAGAGAUAAGGACAGAGGGGAAAAAGAGGACAAAGAAAAGGAGAAAGAUGAGAAGAAAGAGAAGGAGCAAGAAAGAGAAAAAGAGAGAGAUGAUAAAAAAAAGAAAGAGAAGAGAUCCAGAACACCCCCAAGAAGCUAUAGCUCUUCAAGAAGAUCUUGUAGCUCCAGCAGAGGUGAUAGGAAAGAGUCGUCUUUGACAGAUAGAGAAAGGCGUAAAAGGAAGAGUAGAAGUCUCUCCACGUCUCCUAAAAUGACCAAAAAAAAGUCUUCACAAACUCCUUCUCCAAGAAGAAACAAAAAAGAGAAAAAAAGAGAAAGAGAUACAAAUAAUGAAAGAAGAGAAAGGGAAUACUUCAAGAAAAAAAUUAGUAAAGAAAAAGAGGGAAAAGAGAAAACUGACAAAAGCACCACUACUUUGAAGGACAAAGAUCACACUGAAGAGGAUCAGAAUUCAGAAACUGACAAGGAAGUAGUCAAUAGAGAUACAGAAAGGAUUGGUGAAAUCAAACUACAACAGAAUGGGAACUGUCAACCAAAUGAUGAAAACCUCACAAUUAAAAUGGAAGAGGUUUAAAGCAAAAAAUGGACCUCUGACUCAACUAAGGAAUGAAAGCUGAAGCUUUUUAUUUUCCAGAACAAGGAAGAAAAUAUCAAAGUAAUCAACCUGAACAUGGUGAUAGUACUAGUAGCUCUUCCAAUUCUACUGACAGCUUUGUCAAUUUCUUGCUGUAAAGCAAGAGAGCACAGUCCAGUAGUUAUACUCUGAAAAGGCAGAUGCCAUCAGAACUAUUCAUGUCUGAAAAUCUAUGGAUCUCCAUGAUGGCUGUACUUUCUUGUAAAAUGAUUUAUGUUAAGUUUUACCAUUUUCUGUUACAAAUAAGUAGAAACUGAAAGAUAUAAACCUGUACUAUCAAAAAAAAAAAGCUGAAUAUAUGCAUCAGAUUGUUUAAAGUUCUGCUUGUUCGUGAAUCAUGCAUUGCUUUACUUUUUGGGUUAAAAAUCCACAAAACCUUCAAUGUGUACUGUUUGAUGUGCUUCAUAAUGGUGCAUAAAUAUACACAUUUUCUUCUGUUAUAAAUGAAAAUUAUUUUAAAACAUAAACAUAAUUUUAUGGUU
Poecile atricapillus (Black-capped chickadee) is the source of this 2949-nucleotide messenger RNA. RefSeq names its product splicing regulatory glutamine/lysine-rich protein 1-like. Bases 710 to 2407 code for a protein of 565 amino acids. Gene Ontology annotation, cellular component: nucleoplasm. Gene Ontology annotation, molecular function: RNA binding. The record is from RefSeq and is a predicted model, not a curated record. The transcript has 13 exons. NCBI's taxonomy places the organism in Eukaryota, Metazoa, Chordata, Aves, Passeriformes, Paridae.